Molecule: messenger RNA, 246 nt
Organism: Symbiodinium pilosum
Lineage: Eukaryota; Dinophyceae; Suessiales; Symbiodiniaceae
Source: the annotation of a GenBank genome assembly
GUGAACGUCCAGUGCAAAGAUGGACAGAUGGAGAUAGGCAUCGAAGCUGCCGAGCAGCUGGGCAUCUGCAGGCUUGACAACGACUAUGAAAUGAAAUGGCGGAGCAGGCGCUACGUGUUCGCCAUCACGCAGGUUAAGGGUGACAUCUGCAUCGACCCGCACCUCGGCAUGAAGUUUUUGGUGCCGAGUACCUCGAUCAAGAUUUCGGCACUUGGUCGAAGUGACGACAUCGUCUAUGGCUUGGAC